AUGGCGGACCAUGAUCUCUCCUCCCCACUCCUCCCUUCCCAGCCUUCCCAUUCCCAGCACCUGACCCUCAUCGUCAACGACUCCGACUCCGACUCCGACUCCGACUUCGCCAAUAAUUCUAACGACAAAAUCACCACCAAUGACAACAAUGGUAAUAAUCAAGACGGUUGGAAUUCUCACUCUCACAACAACAGAAAACCGUUUGACGUUAUAGGGUCUAAGGGACUGGAAGUACCCGGACCGGCCACGUUGGACCCGUUCCGCAACGAAACUCUGAGGAUCGUCGGUCUGUACGAGUGGGUGAAGAUCGUGGUUUGCUUGCCGAUUGCGGCGGUGAGGCUCGUUCUGUUCGGGGUUUGCUUGCUGCUGGGGUUUCUGGCGACGAAGGUGGCGCUGCAGGGUUGGAAGGACAUCCAUAAUCCCCUGCCGAGGUGGAGGUCUAGGAUCAUGUGGGUCACUAGGAUUUGUGCCAGGUGUAUUCUCUUCUCUUUUGGCUAUCAUUGGAUAAGACGGAAAGGAAAACCUUCUCCGAGGGAGAUUGCUCCAAUAGUUGUAUCUAAUCAUGUGUCAUACAUUGAACCUAUCUUCUAUUUCUAUGAAUUAUUCCCAACCAUUGUAGCAGCCGAGUCCCACGAUUCCAUACCAUUGGUUGGAACCAUUAUCAGAGCGAUGCAGGUGAUAUACGUCAAUAGAUUCUCACCGUCAUCAAGGAAGCUUGCCAUUAAUGAAAUAAAGAGAAAGGCUUCUUGCAAUAGAUUUCCCUGAUUACUAUUAUUUCCCGAGGGUACCACAACUAAUGGAAGGGUCCUUAUCUCAUUCCAACUUGGUGCAUUCAUCCCAGGAUACCCAAUCCAACCCGUGGUUGUCCGCUAUCCUCACAUACACUUUGACCAAUCAUGGGGGAAUAUCUCUUUGGCAAAGCUUAUGUUUAGAAUGUUCACGCAGUUUCACAAUUUUAUGGAGGUGGAAUACCUUCCUAUAGUUCCACCCGGCACUAAUGGAAAAGAAAUUGCUAUUCACUUGGCUCAGAAGACUAGCCAUGCUAUUGCAACUGCACUUAAUGUUGCACAAACGUCUCAUUCCUACGGGGACUUAAUGCUUCUAACGAAAGCGUUGGAGUCGAGACAGGAAUAUCCUUCGAGUUAUAUGGUUGAAAUGGCUAGGGUGGAAUCGUUGUUUCGUAUAAGCAGCUUGGAAGCUGUAGGUUUUCUGGAUAAAUUUCUGUCGAUGAAUCCAAACCCAGGUGGUCGUGUUCAAUUCCACGACUUCUUGACUGUUCUAAGACUAAAGGCUUGUACCCUUUCUGAAGAGAUAUUUGCAUUUGUUGAUGUGGAGAAGAGUGGAACUAUCACAUUCAAGCAGUUCUUAUUUGGAUCAGCACAUGUCAUGAAGCAACCAUUAUUCAGGCAAGCUUGCGAGUUAGCCUUUGCUGAAUGCAAGGCUGGAGGACAUGAUUACAUAUUAGAACACGAAUUGGGAGAUUCUCUUAGACCUGCAAUUCCAGACUUGAAUGCAGAUGAGAUCCAUGGGCUGUUCAAUUUAUUUGAUUUUGAUAAUGAUGGGAAAAUCAGUAAGGAUGAUUUUGAUUCCUGCCUGAGAAAGAAUCCUCUGUUGAUAGCACUUUUCUUACCUUGUUUGCGGCACAAGGGCUUUUCAGAAGCUGGUGAUAGGCUGCCGGAGGAGAUAGUGUGAUGAAUGAGUUUUACAUGCUCUUGUAUUUUAGAUCUUUUACCGCCGUAAUUGUUGGCUCUUGUUUUGGGGAUAAUAGAGGGGAAGGGGGCAUGGGACCAAAAUCUCCUAGAGUUUGUCUGAAUUUUAAAGCUCAGAGUGAGAUACAAAUAUACAGAUUAAAUAAGUGCUAUUGCAUUUAUUAAGUAAUUUUUUUUUUUCUAAGCAAGCAUAGAUAAACUAAGUGGU
Molecule: messenger RNA, 1917 nt
Organism: Juglans regia (Persian walnut)
Lineage: Eukaryota; Viridiplantae; Streptophyta; Magnoliopsida; Fagales; Juglandaceae
Product: lysophospholipid acyltransferase LPEAT2
Exons: 14
Biological process (GO): phospholipid metabolic process
Molecular function (GO): calcium ion binding; lysophosphatidylethanolamine acyltransferase activity
Source: RefSeq, a predicted model, not a curated record